Juglans microcarpa x Juglans regia is the source of this 734-nucleotide messenger RNA. Its product is annotated as 60S ribosomal protein L30. Lineage: Eukaryota; Viridiplantae; Streptophyta; Magnoliopsida; Fagales; Juglandaceae. Bases 170 to 508 code for a protein of 112 amino acids. Gene Ontology annotation, cellular component: cytosolic large ribosomal subunit. The transcript has 5 exons. The record is from RefSeq and is a predicted model, not a curated record. Gene Ontology annotation, molecular function: RNA binding; structural constituent of ribosome.
UGGAAAGCUCGGUUCCAAACAGGCUCGUAUAAGAGACUAGAAAAAACCCUAAUCCACCUCCUCCUGUAUAAACGAGCUCCUGCGCCUCCAUCCAAGGGUUCCUACGCCGCAUUGGAACGCUCGGGCUCCCACUACUUCGCAGUAGUUCUCCCACUCAAAGCUCCCAACCAUGGUGGCCGCCAAGAAGACUAAGAAGACUCAUGAGAGCAUCAAUAACAGGCUCGCCCUCGUCAUGAAGAGUGGCAAGUACACCUUGGGAUAUAAGACCGUCCUCAAAUCACUGAGAAACUCCAAAGGGAAGCUGAUCAUUAUUGCCAACAACUGCCCUCCUCUACGGAAGUCCGAAAUAGAGUAUUAUGCAAUGUUGGCAAAGGUUGGAGUUCACCAUUACAACGGGAACAAUGUUGAUUUGGGGACUGCUUGUGGAAAAUAUUUCAGAGUAUGCUGUCUCAGCAUUAUUGAUCCUGGUGAUUCUGAUAUCAUCAAGAGCAUGCCUGGUGAACAUUAAGCCCUGAAUUGUAGCAAGUCUAGAUUUUGGUGGUUUUAUCCUUUUUUGGAAUUUGAGAGGAGUCUUCUGUUUCAAGGCAAAGCUUUUAUGUUAACUGAAAUAAUUUGAGUAGUGACUAAGUUGCCUUGAUGGUGUUUUUAAUAGUAAUGUGGUUGGGACUAAUGUUUUAUGUUUUAGUUUGUACGAGUACAAAAUCAUAUGAAAGACUUGGAUCUUUGUUUCCAUA